CAGAAUCAUCUUACCUGAAGAAUCUAACAGGAAAUUCAGAGGAGGAGGAAAGAAGAAAGAAUGGAGCUUUCACAGGGACUGUUUACCUUCAAGGAUGUGGCCAUAGAAUUCUCUCAGGAGGAGUGGGAAUGGCUGGACCCUGCUCAGAGGGCCUUGUACAGGGACGUGAUGCUGGAGACCUGCAGGAACCUGCUCUCUCUGAGUGAGGAUAACUUCUCUCUGGAAGUCGGAAGACAUUCUGCUGGAUUUGCAAUCAAGGAAUUAUCACCAAGAGACGACAUUACUAAAGGAGAAUUAUGCCAUCUAGUGACAUUAGAAAGAAGUAAAAGUCAUGGCAUCAAGGAUUUUGACCUCAAGAAAGUCUGUGCAGAUGUGCAGGAGUGUGAGAGUGAGUGGGGAUGUGAUGCAAGAGAUUAUGAAGAAGUACUUUUGACCCAUAACAAAAAUCUCACUCAUGGAGAAGAUCAAGAUAAUAAAUCCUUAAUUAAUUUUCCUCAGAGUGUUUCUGUAAGAAGUAAUGCACGUGAAUAUUUCACGCACGACAAGACAUUCAUAAGAAGUUUGUUAACAACGAAAAAUAACGUCAGCGUUGCUGGAAACAGAGAUCUCAAGUGUUUGGAAAGUAGACCUGGAGUGAGGCUGCAGGCCCAGGCGGCUCAGCUGCAGAGAUUUCCAGCUGAGGAGAAAGUGUAUGCAUGCGGACAAGUUGAGAAGCCAGUCAGCAGUGGUUCCUCAGUUUCACCACUUCACAGAAUUGCUCCUAGUGUGGAAAACACUUUGUCACCUGCACAACACAGGAGAACACACACUCGAGAAAAAUCUUACAGCUGUAAUGACUGUGGGAAGGCUUUUAGCAAAAGCUCAAACCAGGAUCACAGGAGAAUUCAUUCUGGACAGAAACCUUACAGAUGUAGUGAGUGUGGCAAAGCCUUUAACCACCAGUCACACCUCACAACACAUCAGAGAGUGCAUACAGGAGAGAAACCUUACAAAUGUCAUGAGUGUGGCAAGGUCUUUAGUCGAAAUUCACACCUUGCAAAUCAUCAGAGAAUGCACACUGGGGAGAAACCUUACAAAUGUCAUGAGUGUGGCAAAGCCUUUACCCAGUUUUCACACCUUAGCAGACAUCAGAAAAUGCAUGCUGGAGAGAAACCACACAGAUGUUAUGAGUGUGGCAAGCAUUUUACGCAGCGUUCAAACCUUAUGGCACACCGGAGAAUUCAUACAGGAGCAAAACCUUUUAAGUGUAAUAAAUGUGAUAAGGCUUUUAUUGAACGGUCACAACUUUGGGGUCAUGAGAGAACUCACACUGGAGAGAAACUUUACAAAUGUGAUGAGUGUGGCAAAGCCCUUACAAGACAUUCAUAUCUUACUCAACAUAAAACAAUCCACACUGGAGACAAACCUUACAAAUGUAAUGAGUGUGGCAAAGCUUAUACUCAAUUUGCAAGCCUCACCAGGCAUCUGAAAAUACAUACUGAAAACGAACGUAAGCCUCACACAUAUGGCAACGCUAUUAUUCAAACCUCAGAAGUUUAGGGAUCAUCCGAUUUCAUAGUAGAAAGAAACUUUAAAAAUAAAACGAUUCAGACAAUUUAUGCGUGUAUUCAAGCCUUACUCAACAUAUGGGAGUCUGUCAGGGAGAAAGAACACAUACAGAUGGCCAGCAGGCGCAUGAAAAGAUGCUCAGAAUCACUAAUCAUCAGGGAAGUGCAAAUCAAAAGCCCAACGGGAUAUCACCUCACACCUGUUUCCAAUGGCUGUCAUCAGAGAGACAAUAACAAGCGUUGGCAAUGGUGUGGAGGAAAGGGAACCCUGUGCACUGUUGCUGGGAUUGUAAAUUGGUGCAACAUUUAUGGAAAACAGUAUGAAAGCUCCUCAGAAAUUAAAAAACAACAACAACAAAAACAAACCUGUUAUAUGAGCCAGGUAUUGCCCUUCUGGCUCUUUGCUGGAAGAAAAGGAAAACACUAAUUUGAGAAGAUAUAGGCACUUGAAUAUUCAUUGUAGCAUUAUUUCCAGUAGCCAAGACAUGGAAGCAACCUAAGUGUCCAUCAAUAGAUGAAUGCUUAGAGGAGAUACAGUGUGUCUCCACACACACACACACACAGGAAUAUUACUCACCCAUAAAGAAAUCCAGCCAUUUGCAACAACGUGGAUGGAUCUAGAGGAUAUUACGCUAAGUGAAAUAAGUCAGACAUAGAAAGACAAAUACUGCGUGAUCUACUUAUAUGUGGAGUCUAAGAAACAAAAACAAAAGAGAAUGAAAACAGAUUCACAGAUGUGAAGGACAAAUGUGUGGUUGUUGCCAGAAGGAAGGGCGGUGGGGCGGUGGGUAAAAUAGGUGAAGGGGAUUAAGACGUACAAACCUCUGGGUAUUUAGAUAAGUCAUGGGGAUGUAAUAUCCAGCGUUAGAAACAUGUUAAAAAAUAUUGCAGUAACUGAGGACAGAUGGCUACACAUAUCGUUAUCAUUUCAUAAAGUAAAUGUUACCUCGUGUGUAGUACAGCCAAAACGAACAAUGUUAUAAUCAAUUAUAUUUCAAUAAAAAGACUCUACCGUAGAGAGAAACCAUAUAAAACUAAUGUACGUGAUCUUUAAUAUUUACUCAAUUGAAUUUUUGUUAUAAACACUAAACCUGCAGACAUCAAUACGAUAGUCAGGGACUGUUACAAAAACUCCAUACACACAUGCUUGACAACAUACAUGAAAUGGUAAAAGCGGAACUGACCACAAAUCACCCGUGUGGGGCUUCCCUGGUGGCGCAGUGGUUGAGAAUCCGCCUGCUGAUGCAGGGGACACGGGUUCGUACCCCGGUGCGGGAAGAUCCCACAUGCCGCGGAGCGGCUGGGCCCGUGAGCCAUGGCCGCUGAGCCUGCGCGUCCGGAGCCUGUGCUCCGCGACGGGAGAGGCCACAACAGAGGGAGGACCGCAUACCACAAAAAACAAACAAACAAACAAAAAAAUCACCCGUGUGAAACAGAUAAUUUGAAUAAAUACUUUGAAUUACAGAGUGAAUGUGUAUUUUUAUCUGUAUAGAGAUUACACACUGCGAUGUGAAAUACAAAACUCUCGUUGGUUAGAAUGAGCAAUUUCAUUCGCACACCCUCCAGAACAGCAUUUCUGUUUCCAUUCACCAUUGUGCUCAGUUCCAGAGACUCAUAAGGACAAGACCUGGGGUUUGAGGCUUGGAGGACUAUGGCAUGUGUUACUUUAGGUCACUAAACCAUUGCUUUAAAAAGAGCAAUGUUUAAAAAACUUUUUUUUAAUAAAUUGCAUUGUUCUUUAUUUUUUGUUUAGGCAUUUAUUUGCCUUUUUAAAACCAUCUUUCCCUCAUCCCAGUUUUAUAACUGUCAUAUAUUAACUUUAAACUGUACAGCAGAAUGGUCUUACAUAUGUUGUGAAAUGAUUGCCGAAACAAGUUUACUUAGCGUCCAUCAUCUCAUAUCGGUACAAUGAAAAGAGAAAAGAAACAACAAUUUUUUUUCCUUUUAAUGAGAACUGUAUUGUUUAAAAUACUUUAUUCCACACUUGUGAUGAAUUACAUUCAAAUAAAUACCUUUGAGAAAAACUUGUUUACAUCAUAAUAUACCUAAAUCAGUAAUGUCUAAAUGUAAUUUCAGAUUAUACAUUCAUUUUGAGGGUAGACAGUUUUAUUUUUAAAAUUGUAAUGUAUCUUAGCUCUUUUCUCUGUUCUUCAUCUCAAAGUUUUGUCAAAUGUGGAUA
Messenger RNA from Physeter macrocephalus (sperm whale), 3726 nucleotides. Its product is annotated as zinc finger protein 677-like. Gene Ontology annotation, biological process: regulation of transcription by RNA polymerase II. Gene Ontology annotation, cellular component: nucleus. Lineage: Eukaryota; Metazoa; Chordata; Mammalia; Artiodactyla; Physeteridae. The record is from RefSeq and is a predicted model, not a curated record. Gene Ontology annotation, molecular function: RNA polymerase II cis-regulatory region sequence-specific DNA binding; DNA-binding transcription factor activity, RNA polymerase II-specific.